Messenger RNA from Linum tenue, 1803 nucleotides. NCBI's taxonomy places the organism in Eukaryota, Viridiplantae, Streptophyta, Magnoliopsida, Malpighiales, Linaceae. The record is from the annotation of a GenBank genome assembly.
AUGACCGAACCGAGCUCCCCCUGUUUGUAUUUGCAGCGACGGACAGCGGCAGAUCAUGCUCGCCGACGGCGGAGGCAGGGAGGAGAAUCGCCCGAACCAAUCGAAAAUUGCAAGGAUAUUCCGGUGGAUACUUUCGUGCUUCGCUCGUCGCUGUUUCCAUGGGGCAGGCCACCGCCGCGAAGCGAAAUUGAAUUUUUCGCUCAGUUCCGAACGCCGCCGCCGCCUCUUCCGUUGCCAGCUCCUCCCCCUCCAUCUUCCAAUCUGCGAGAGAAUCAAUACGAGGAGGAGGAAUUGGGUGGUGGAAGCGAAAUUGAAUUAAUUGAAACCCUAACUCAGUUCCCGUCGCCACCGCAAUCAUCAAUCCCCUUUUCAAAUCGAUGGUCCAAGACAAAGAUCCAGAUGCCCGCGCCACCGUCUCCUCCGCCGCCGCCGUCCCUGAAUUCAUCGUUCUCCCCUUUGAAGAGGUUGUUGUCCAAGAGAAAGAUCCAAGUGCCGGCGCCACCGCCUCCUCCGCCGCCGCCGCCUCUGCAUUUGUCAUUCGCCUCUUCAAAGAGGUUGUCCAAGAGGAAGAUCCCAGUGCCAGCGCCACCGCCUCCUCCUCCGUCCUCCGGCCGUUUCCUCGGAGUUGUUCCUCGCCGAGAGAAUCGAGAUGAGGAGGAGGAGAAGGGCGGAAGAAGAGAGGAAGUUUUGACAAUCAAAUCUCUGCCGCCACCGCCACCUCCUCCUCCGCCAUCAGUCUCCCAUUCGCCAUUCAGGAAAGCAACCAAAAGCAAGGGAAUCCACUCAUUUCCACCGCCGCCGCCGCCGCCGCCGCCGCCGCCGCCGCUGUCGCCAAUGCGUCCUCGGCGGUCGUCACUAAAACCACUUAACUUUUCAAAGAUUGGGUCCGACAGAAAAAUCCAACUGCCCGCGCCAUCGUCGCCGCUGUCGGGUCCUCCGUCGGCGCCGCAAAGAGUGGUAGAUCCACACAGGAGGAGGCCGGUCGAGCGUCCGCCGUCGGAGGAGAUAGUAGGUGACAACGGUGGCCAGCCACCAUUAAACACAAUGCCUCCACCACCGCCUUUGCCGUCGUCACCAAGAAUGGACGGCGAGGAAAUGGGGAGCGGGCACGAGAGUGAAGAUUCCCUUCCAAAUCUCCAUUUUCCAGAGUUCAGACCCACAGAAGGCAAGAAGCAGCACGGCAACACAGCCCGCCGCCGGGAGCCGCCCCUGUUGCCGACUUUCUUGUCUGUGUCGGCGUCGCUGUGCACGGCUCUCCGCUGUCUCCGUCUCUCCGGUCCGCCGCUUCGCAACUCACCAGCCUCUGCGUCAUCUUCGCCGAAUGGAAAGGGAGCCAGCGAAACUCAACAGCCAAAGAAGCGGGCGAAACCUAUGUCAAAGAACCUGCUGUUUGAAACGGAACCAAUGCACGAAGACACAACAUCUCCUUACAUCCAUGAAGAGGAGGGCACUGACCGACAGGCAAAUACGGAAAAGAACGGCCACAGGAAGACUGGCGGCAGUGGUUCACAGUUCCAGGCGCUAACGGAAGAGAAAGAGGAUAAAGAACCCCAUCAUGCUGAAUAUAUGGAAGCCCCGAUAGUAAAUGAGGUCGAGAUGACAACGAAGGCUCAGGCCACUCCUAUAGAGGCGCCGAAUGAUCCUCUCAAUGUUACCAGCUCUCCUAUGGAGACCUCGGCUCAGCAGGAAGCAGAGAUGGCUGGCGAGGAGGGGUCUAUUCCGACUACCACCACCCAUGCAAUUCCUGCGGUGAAGCAUGGAGAACCCACUCCCGCGAAAUCCAUUUCGAUACAGGCAAGCUAG